GGGUUUGCCAAAAGUGAGAGGGAACCUGAAAGAACUCUAGCUGACCUGCUGAGUUUGAGAGUUGUAGAAGCGCCUCGCUGGUCCUCGGUCUUCACCUCUAGUGCCCUACUUUUUCCGGGGUCCGCUCGGCCUCGGUUGUCGGGUCCUUUGUCUCCUAGCACGGAAAACCGGCGUCGUACCGUAGGAUGCCGCAGCUCGGACUCCUGCAGGGGAGGGCCUGGGCGGUGCUGCUCGGCCCGCUCCUGCGGCCGCCGCGUGCUGUGUGCCUCCGGGCUGUCCGUUCCCAGAGCCAGGUUGCAGAGGCCUUGAUAACAUCCGAGCUGAAACCACAAGAAAAGGCCAAUUUCACUCUCAAGACCCCUAAGGGCACUAGAGACUUUAGUCCCCAACAAGUGGUUGUGAGGGAGAAAAUUCUUGAUUUGAUUGUCAGCUGCUUUAAACGUCAUGGAGCAAAGGCAUUGGAUACCCCAGCAUUUGAGCUAAAAGAAACACUCACUGAGAAGUAUGGCGAGGAAUCUCAGCUUAUGUAUGAUCUGAAGGAUCAGGGGGGCGAGCUCUUAUCUCUGCGCUAUGACCUUACUGUUCCUUUUGCUCGUUACCUGGCCAUGAAUAAAGUGAAGAAGAUGAAGCGCUACCAUGUUGGAAAGGUGUGGCGGAGAGAGAGCCCAAGCGUGGUCCAAGGCCGCUACCGAGAGUUCUGCCAGUGUGAUUUUGACAUUGCUGGUCAGUAUGAUCCAAUGAUCCCUGAUGCUGAGUGUUUGAAGAUCAUUUGUGAAAUCCUAAGUGGGUUGCAGCUUGGGGACUUCAUCAUUAAGGUCAAUGAUCGGCAGAUUUUGGAUGGGAUGCUUGCCAUUUGUGGUGUUCCUGAAAGCAAGUUUUAUGCCAUCUGCUCCUCGAUAGACAAGCUUGACAAGGUGUCUUGGAACGAUGUGAGACACGAAAUGGUGACAAUGAGAGGCCUGGCUCCUGAAGUGGCUGAUAGAGUCGGGGACUAUGUCCAGUGUCAUGGUGGGGUGUCCCUGGUAGAGCAAAUGUUCCAGGAUCCAAGGUUAUCUCAGAACAAGCAGGCCCUAAAGGGCCUCGAGGAUCUAAAGCUGCUAUUUGAAUAUGUGACUUUAUUUGGAAUUGCUGAGAAGAUCUCCUUUGACCUAAGCCUUGCUCGGGGCCUGGACUACUAUACAGGAGUGAUCUAUGAAGCAGUGCUACUACAGGCUCCAGCUCAAGCAGAGGGCAAGGCCUUGAAUGUAGGCAGUGUGGCUGCUGGUGGACGCUAUGAUGGGCUGGUGGGCAGUUUUGGCCACAAGGUACCGUGUGUGGGACUCAGCAUUGGAGUGGAGCGAAUCUUCUCCAUUAUGGAGCAACAGAUGAAGACGUUUGGUGAGAAGAUACGAACCACAGAGACCCAAGUAUUUGUUGCCACACCACAGAAGGGUUUUCUCCGGGAACGGUUGAAGCUAAUUGCAGAGCUUUGGGAUGCUGGGAUCAAGGCAGAGCUGCUGUAUAAGAACAACCCUAAACUGCUAACUCAGCUGUCCUACUGUGAGAGCAUGGACAUUCCACUGGUGGCCAUUAUUGGAGAGCAGGAACUAAAGGAAGGAGUCAUCAAGCUCCGUUCAGUGGUCAGCAGGGAAGAGGUGGCUGUUAAACGUGAAAACCUUGUGAUUGAAAUUCAGAAGCGACUAUCUGAAUCUUAAUCCUCCCCUGAUUGCCAUCUGCUGCGUUUUAUUGAAAAAAAAAAUGAAACCUUCAUCAAAGGUCAAGUUCCUGACUUUGCAACAACAUCUGGCCAGGAUGAGUGACAAGUGCCUUCUACCUCCUCCGUCCUUCCUGGGUACAGAACUGUUGACAGCCCUGAUGAUUCUUGGGCGAGUGUGAGCAGCUGUCUUGUGGGUGCACAGAUGACUGCAAUGUAAAAAAGACAUGCUCUCUCUGCUGAGGCAGAUGCAGAUUUGAAUGCUACUGAAUGCCACUAAGUGGUGUUAAGAUGGUUGUUCUGAGCAAGGCUCUGAGAAACUCUCCUCAGGCUAAGAGACUUCUGAUGCAUACAUCAGAAGCCAGAUAUUUAGCCUGGCAAAAGUAACUUCUGAAGAAGAUUGUGGGGGAAAUUAUCCAUAUCCUAUCCUUGUUCUGUUCAGUGAGUUUCAGGGAGAUAGUGAGGAAUAGUGGCUGCUUCUGAUAUGUUUGAGGAUGCAAACCAAGAGAUGCCAUCCCAAUGAAGUAACAGUACCUAUAUAGAUGUAUAAUCUCCCUACCCAUCCACUAUUAAUAAUAGCAAGGUGAGACUGUCUGUUCAGUAAUAGUGAAUGAUAGACUUAAUUGGUGACCUGAUACAUUCGAGGUCUGAUUUUUUAAUGUUUUGGUUACCAUUUGGUGUGCCAGAAUCACUUCUACUACUUUAUUUCCUGCUAUGAUAGAUUUUGUAGAAGUGGCUGGAUGUGUUAAAUAAAAUACUAAAUGUAGAAGUUUGCAUAAUUCGUUAUCAAGGAUUUGGUUCGCAUAGACCAUAAACAUCUGAGUACUCUGAAGACUUCUGUGAGUUGGUUGGAACCUUGCUGGGCUGAAGCUUCUGUAUCCAAUUAAGGAGCUCAGCCUCUGGUUCCCUGUUUCCUUCUCCCCAACUUGGACAUAGUCAUGUCAUUGAAAGUUCACAUACAGUGAACCAUCUGCCAGAGCUCACUACCCUAAAGUGUUGCUGAUAACUGCCAUUCUUAAGUCAAAUCACCGUCAGGGUCCUCCCGUUGUUCAUCGAUUUGCUCGAGCGGGUCCAGUAAUGGUCUCCAUCAUGAGACUUGUUACUUUGUUUGGCAUAUCGAGUAUGUCACGGCUAGCUUGCCAGGCUCUGUCGUCUGGGUGAGAUAACUCUCGGUAGCUUGCCUGGCUCUCCGAGAGGGGCGGAGGAACCGAACUCGGGUCGGCCAUGUUGGCUGCUUGUAAGGCAAACACCCUACCACUUUGCUAUCAUUCCAGCCCUCUUAAGUCAAAUAAUGUUGAUAAAUUGUGCCCUAUAGGUUGAAUGACUGUAAGUGGCUUUCUGUUAAAGGAUAAAAUUAGUUAAAAUAUAGCACUACUUUAAAAAAAAAGGAGAAGAAAAAGGAAAGAAAUACCUACUGGAAAUAAGCACUUUCCGAACGUGGAUCUGGAAGGUAAACAUGUCAAGCCUUAACUCUAGUGCAUUCAGGUGUGCAAGACAUCUAGAAUCUCCAGGUAACCCUACUUUUGCUUUAAGAUUCAGAAAAUCGUGGCAGCACACGCAGAGUUCACUACUCUAGAUAACAAUACUAGAUUCCUCGUUUUUAAAAUAGACGAGUUGAAGCAAAUCUAUUAGCUGUCUGAAAACUUGAUU
Molecule: messenger RNA, 3343 nt
Organism: Sorex fumeus (smoky shrew)
Lineage: Eukaryota; Metazoa; Chordata; Mammalia; Eulipotyphla; Soricidae
Product: histidine--tRNA ligase, mitochondrial
Exons: 13
Coding region: 186-1694 (502 amino acids)
Biological process (GO): histidyl-tRNA aminoacylation
Cellular component (GO): mitochondrion; cytoplasm
Molecular function (GO): identical protein binding; ATP binding; histidine-tRNA ligase activity
Source: RefSeq, a predicted model, not a curated record